AUGCGUGCAUAUUUGACAGAGUGCAGGGACUGCCUGAAAUUAUCAAAGAAAUUUAAGGAUAAACCGGGUUAUGUCGGGUUAUGCAGUAAUAAGAUUAUUACAGUACUGCGUAUACUAAUACUUAUUCAGAGCGUAUGUGGACGGAUUACUGUAGAAGAAACAAGAGAAGUGCACCGGACAGUACUGCAGGACCAAGAUAUAAUUAGAAUGAUAAACCCAGAUGGAGGAUUAUCCCCAUUAAGGGGCUUUUUAUGGUACACCUGUGGGUUCAUGUAUAAUAUAAGGAUGUUCUCCUGCUGGAUGGAUGUAGACUACAGCGUAUGGCUGAAUAAUUCAGGAGGGCGUACUCCCGUAUACGAAUACGCACGGAAUUACGGUCGGGAUGGAGUGCAUCGUAAAUUAGCACAGGAUGAGUAUGAGAAGAAGUUAGUCGAGUACCACCAGAUGGUUAUAAACUUAUUCCCAUCAGCAGAGGGGUACUUAAGCAUACACACAGACAAAGAAGACUCCUUGUACGCCCUGCUUAAUAAGUGCACAGAUACGGACAAGUACAGGAUCCUUGCUGGAUUAUUGCUGUUAUCUGAGGGGCUGAGCGUCCCACUGAGCAUAACACGAUUGGAGGAUAGUUCGGAAAUUCUUGUGCUGAAGGAUUUAAGCAAGGACGCAGAACACUUCCGCAUUAGUUUAAGUGGUGCCUGUGCACACGGUAAUAAACAAGAACCCGAAAUAACCCGAAAUUCAAGUGGAGUCGUGGAUACUAUCCAGUUCUUUAUAGAUAACCAUAAUAAUUGGUGUUUACAGUGCAGUGCAUUAUUUAAUGGGCAAAUGCCUUAUGGCGUGUUUAAAUCAGGCGGAUUCCUGUGCACGCUUCAGUUCCUCAUACAGUCGUACAUAUUUGAUUAUAUGGAAAGCGUGGAGAGUACGGUUUUAUUCUGUGUUACAGUGUUUGAUAUGCUUAGGGAGUGUAUACAGCACAGUAUAAAUAAGAAGUUUAGGGCCAAGGCACUGAAUAUCUUCAAUUCUUACUUCAUCCCGUACGGCAUGGAUACGCCUGGUGCACAGUACUACGAGUCAGUUGGUAUAGCAAGCUUGGUCUUGAACCGGCUUAGAGUGCUGCCGUUUGAGCAUAAGGCACAAAUAUUCCCAAUCACUACAUUUAAAUUUCAUAAUAAAACCGUACACAGACUGGAAAGAAUCACUGAAGACUUUCUAAAUUUAUCCAUAAAAAAGGAUAAUGCCGUAUACACAGACUUAAAAACAAGAAACCACCUGCCUGAUCGGGUUAAUAGUGUAGAAACAGUACUUUUAUGCUUAUUCUGCUGUUUUGCAUACGACCAGUAUAAACAGGAGUAUACAGUAAGCCACAUACCAAAUGCAUCCAAGGAGUUAAAGGAGUUCUUUAAUAAGUAUAAGUAUAUGUUCGAUAUGACAACAGAAGGUAUACAUAAUAAUUGGAAUAAAGUAGUGGCAGACCUGAAUAACCCGUAUAUUUGCUAUGCCAGGCCUAAUAAGAACCAGCUGGAUCUGGGAGUGAUUAAUACCCUGUGCGUAAUCACAGAAGUAGCAGGCAUAUUUGAUGAGCAUAAGCCUAGAAUCAAUAAGUUCAUAGAAACCAUCAAGAGAAAUAAUAAACUGCCAGCAGAGGAUUCUUCAGAGUUACAGCAGUACAUUAAAGAAUUAUUCAAGGCACUCUCAGUGAAUAAGAACAUAAGGAUAGGAUUCUUAUGGACUCUACUGAAUAAGUCACAAAUCAACAGACCUGACUUAUUCAUGGAUAUGAUCGUACAUUAUAGAAUGAAUGAGGUUGAAGAAUCAGUAUUCAUAAGUAUAUACAGGGCACAGACUAGAAUUGAUUUUCGUAAGGCACCAGUACAACCAUUACUACACUCCCAUAAAACAUCCAUUAAAACAGAAACCAUUAAAUUGAACUUAUUAAAGCCAGCGUAUAUGCAGCAAUUAGUACUUCAUUACGUAAAUCACGUAUCUGUACAAUACGAUAAUGUAUACUUUAACGAAUUAAACCUUAAAAUGAGUGACUGGCUGAAUAAAAAAGUACCCUGUCCCAUGAAUAUGUACAUAAACCCAAUACUAGUAGUGUAUAAGAUACAGAGCACUAGAUAUAAAUUAUUAUUAAUAAGGGAUAUACUACUGGAAUGUUUAGGGAUUAAUAAGGCAAUGUGUACUGGUGCUAUUAAUUUAGUAUCUAAUAUACUGGGAAGUAUCCCAUUUAAUAAUACAUCUAUACGGAACACUUUCUUUACUACUAUUAUACACUGUGGUGCGGAUAAGGAGUAUUAUUCAAGGAUCAGUAUAAGUACUACUGUAUACCCAGCAGUUGAAUUUUAUCAUCAUGAGAUAUCCAUUAUUAUCAAUAAGUUAUUAGAUACUAAGACAGUGCACGUAUUUGUGUCCUGGUUGAAGUAUUUAUUAUCAGUUAAGCCAUGCCCAUUCUUGUACACAUUGGAUUAUAUACUGGAUAGUAGCAGGAUUGUCACUAGAGUGCUUAUAUUUGAAUUUAUAACUGUACGGUGCAGGACGGUUAAGUACAUAAACCAAAUUAUUGAUGAUAUAAGGGCACUUAAAGUGAACUAUCCUGAUUAUAACUGUGAGGAGACUGUUAAUACUCUUUUACUGUCACUUAUAUGCAUACACUGCCAGUAUAAUAAGAAUAUAAGUAUAAUACAGCCUAUUUAUGAGGGAAUCAAUGAAAGUAUGCCUGUACAUUUAGGGUUUAAAAGAUCAAGUCCAUCUAAAUACUAUAAGAAUGCGAUUGAUGCACUUUCAUCAAUAAAGGAUGUUCUUUGUAGAGGGAGUGAGAAUAAGUCUAAGUACGAUAAAGUACUUUCUGCAUUAUUAUUCAAGUACAGUGUAAAACAGCAGGAAGAGGGGAUGAACCUAUUAGAAGCAAAUUUAUUCUUAGAUGACCGUUAA
Nematocida parisii ERTm1 is the source of this 2931-nucleotide messenger RNA. RefSeq lists its product as uncharacterized. The record is from RefSeq and is a predicted model, not a curated record. The coding region runs from base 1 to 2931 and encodes 976 amino acids. Lineage: Eukaryota; Fungi; Microsporidia. The transcript has a single exon.